ACCGUUCCGCCGUGGCGCCGCACCUCGCCGCGGUCCCGCAUGGCGAAGGCGGACCCCGAGGCGGCGGCCCGCGGGAAGGGCCGGAGGAGGAGAGUCCGGCGGGGCCCCGGGCAGCACGCGGGGACGGCCGCGCAGAAGGGCCAGAAGGCGGCGGCAGUGGCGGCCCUGCCCCGCAGCCCUCAGGAGUUCUCCUCCAACUGGAAGGCGCUGCAGGAGCUACUGAAGCAGAAGGCAAGCACCUCGAAUGAGCCCCUCCCUUCAGCUCAGACAAACACCAAGAAGCAGCAUCUGCUCAAAGAGGGAAACAGCCAACAGGUUCCAGCUGGCACUGGGGAUGAAAAUGUGUUGAAACCCAAAUCCACGAAUAAAAAGGACAGGGGUCCUACUGCACACAGUCCUCCUCUGGCCAAGGUGAAAUCCAAGAAGGCUGCAACAGACAAGAAUUCAAAGCCUAAACACACAGAUAAGAGGGCCAAGAGUUGUGCUGAUGGCAGCACUCCUAUGGCUGGGCCCAAACCCAGGAAGGCUGAAGAGGACAAGAAUUGGAAUGGCACCAAAAGCGACGGGAAGAGCUGUAAAGAAAAAAGGAAAAAUGGCAAUAUUGAAAAGGAGAAGAGCGACGUGAAACAUAAGAAGAGGAAAGCUGAAGCUGCAGUGCAGCAGCCCAAAGAGGCUGACAUCUGGUUUGAUGAUGUUGAUCCAAAAGACAUCGAAGCAGCAAUAGGACCUGAAGCAGCAGAAGUUGCUAGAAGGAAACUGGGACUUGAAGCAGGCCAAUCCAAACAGUCUGUGGAGCAGGUGCUGGUUAAAGAGAAGUCUUCUGGAGGUCUUACAAGAGCUGUAGCUAUGGACUGUGAGAUGGUGGGAGUGGGACCCAGCGGCGAAGACAGCAUUGUGGCCCGUGUGUCCAUCGUGAACCUCUUUGGAAAGUGCAUUUAUGACAAGUACGUCAAGCCUACAGAAGAGGUGACAGAUUACAGAACAGCUGUUAGUGGCAUACGACCUGAGCAUCUAAAGACAGGUGAAGAUUUUAAAACAGUUCAGAAGGAAGUCGCUGAUAUCUUGAAUGGAAGGAUUUUAGUUGGGCAUGCAUUACACAAUGACCUAAAGGUCCUAUUUCUUGAUCAUCCUAAGAAGAAAAUACGUGACACACAAAAAUACAAACCUUUCAGACAGAGAGUCAAGAAUGCACGGCCAUCAUUGAAGCUGCUCUGUGAUAGACUUCUAGAUGUUCAGGUGCAGACAUCAGAGCACUGCUCGAUUCAGGAUGCACAAGCAGCUAUGAGACUGUACACCUUAGAGAAAAAGGAAUGGGAAGCUGCUCUUAAGAACAAAUCUAAAAGACAAACUGUGAAACUUGAAUGAUUCCAUACUGUGUUCUUUAACUGCAUUUGCUGCUUUGCUGUCAGAUCCCAGGCAAGUUCAGGGAGAGCUACUCAGAACUAACAGCAGCAAUUUCAUAAAGUAAUACAAACAAAAACUCAGAGUACGUGAACAUUGCUGCCAUACAAUAAUACUGCUGAAGUAUCCCCUUUCUGGAUAGUACAUACACCUAAUUGAACAAUACUUGCAAAUGCCUGCAUUUGUGAAGUACUUGGAAAGGAAAUAAAUACUAAAUGAGCAAUAAAAAGAGAAAGUUUGCAAAUUAUUAUAGGUGCAGAAAGAAACUGAUACUCCUUUACUGAAACUCUCAAGACUAAAACCUUUAUUUUGGAUAUUUUUGAAGUCUACAAGGUAAGGCAAGCUCUUAAGUAUUGCUAUUAGUCUCACUGUUGUGGUAACUAAAGAGAACAUAGAAUUAUUUAAGUAUUGUUAAUGGUCCAAUAUUAAUCUUCCUGGUGAGAAAUAUCUUGUAAAAUACUUCAGGAUGAUCCAGGCUUUUAUAUCUGAGCCAGAAGUCUACAGGUCUUGUUCUUAUACAGAAAGCUUUUACUUUACUCCUGCAGUUUCAAAAGUGCUGUAUCCGCAAGGGUCAUAAUCUCCUGGAGAGAAAUAUGAGAACUGAUAAAUAUAAGACUACCUUGUUGUUUCAAUUAUUUUUAUACUUUGUUAAUAAAGAACUGUGCUUAAAAUAGGCCUUUAAAACAAAUGAUGUUUUAAACACAUGGGGUUUGAUUCUGGAAAAUCCAAAGCAGUAUUCAUUCUGUUAAUUACAACUAAUGCCGCGCUUUUAAUAAUUUAAAUAGUGGAAGGUAGCAAGGUACAGGUUUCAGAGAACUAGCAGUUGCAUGCCACACAGCGUACUGCUAGAUUAAGAGAUUCCGGUCUUGUCUGUCUGCCUUGUCUUCAUUGUGGAACACAGGGAACAACAAAUUGCAUUUACAACAGAGGGAGCUGCUUUCUUCUGAUUUCUGUUUGCUUUUUUAAUGCACUAACUUAUAGCUUCAGUUUUCAUUAAUAUGCUUCAGGCAGUGCCUGCAGGAGACAGCGGAGAACAAGUUUGUUUGCAACUGCCUGAGACAAUUUAUGUAAGCAGACUAAAUGCAUAACUGAAAAAAAACAGUGUUAUAAGACUAGCCAGUUAUAUUGGCUUGCUGGAAAAAAGACACCUAAUUGUCUAAUUGAUGGCUACCUGACAGCAAGCCUUUGUAAAGGAAAUUUUAGAAUAACACAUUAAAUAGGUUGAAUAACUUCA
Gallus gallus (chicken) is the source of this 2635-nucleotide messenger RNA. RefSeq names its product REX4 homolog, 3'-5' exonuclease (gene REXO4). Gene Ontology annotation, molecular function: nucleic acid binding; 3'-5' exonuclease activity. Gene Ontology annotation, cellular component: nucleus. The transcript has 8 exons. Gene Ontology annotation, biological process: rRNA processing; DNA catabolic process. NCBI's taxonomy places the organism in Eukaryota, Metazoa, Chordata, Aves, Galliformes, Phasianidae. The record is from RefSeq and is a predicted model, not a curated record. Bases 40 to 1365 code for a protein of 441 amino acids.